AUGUUCAAUAAAUACCUGCGCAUAGCCACUGCGUUUACUCCGUCCACAACCGACUGCAGGAUGAUCAUCAUUCUGGAAGGGAACAUAGCCGCGGGGAAGACAACCUUUUUGGAUCUCCUGGUGCACAACCAACCUGAAUGCAUUCAACGUUGGAUGAACGUAAUCCCGGAACCGGUCACCGACUGGCAGAAUUUCGACGGCGUCAAUAUUUUGGAUAUGUACUACAGUGACAGAAAAAGAUGGGCCAUGGCUUUUCAGCUCAACGCGUACAACACUCUGAAGAACUACGAAACGUCGACGCACCACCUGACUCGAGAUGCACGACAGAUUGUAAUCAUGGACAGGUCUACGUUCUCUGUAAAACAUAUAUUUAACAACAUAGCUUCGGAGUACAUGACCGCCUUCGAGACGAAAGUCCUCAACGAUAUACUCGAAAAAAUCCCCUCGAUGUUUUCGUCGAGAGAAAACGAUGAUGUCGUGACCGUAUAUCUCAGGACACCGGUAGAAGAAUGUCACCGCAGGUUAAAGAGACGCGGUCGCAAAGAAGAAAUGGGGGUCGACGUGGAAUAUCUUACGAAGAUCCACGAGCUAUACGAACAACACAUCUACGAUAAAGCGUACGGCAGGUUGUUGGUAGUCGACAGUUUUGAUAUACACGACUUCAAGAAAACACUGAUCGAGUUUGUGGAUUCGAGUGGCCGUAAACGUCAACGCAACCUGGUGAAUCUCAUUUACGACAUCUAUAUGAGUGGUACCACCCACGUCAUGGACGUAAGGACAAACGAUGACUGA
This is a messenger RNA of Homalodisca vitripennis (glassy-winged sharpshooter), 792 nucleotides long. Its product is annotated as deoxynucleoside kinase-like. NCBI's taxonomy places the organism in Eukaryota, Metazoa, Arthropoda, Insecta, Hemiptera, Cicadellidae. Gene Ontology annotation, molecular function: deoxynucleoside kinase activity. The transcript has a single exon. The record is from RefSeq and is a predicted model, not a curated record. Gene Ontology annotation, cellular component: cytoplasm. Bases 1 to 792 code for a protein of 263 amino acids.